Molecule: messenger RNA, 4572 nt
Organism: Rhodotorula toruloides NP11
Lineage: Eukaryota; Fungi; Basidiomycota; Microbotryomycetes; Sporidiobolales; Sporidiobolaceae
Product: DNA polymerase gamma subunit 1
Exons: 4
Coding region: 1-4572 (1523 amino acids)
Biological process (GO): mitochondrial DNA replication
Cellular component (GO): gamma DNA polymerase complex; mitochondrion
Molecular function (GO): DNA-directed DNA polymerase activity; 3'-5' exonuclease activity; DNA binding
Source: RefSeq, a predicted model, not a curated record
AUGUCGCUGCUAUGCCGUGCAGCACGACCGGCGAAACGACGGAGCCUCCCGUCUCUCCUCCCCACAGCCAUCUCUCCGAAACUUGAUCACCUCUCAACGACCUCGCAACGGGCGCGGACGGGCCUCGGGGGCAUUGGGUGUGCAGCAGUCAGGGCUUCAAGCGGCAAUGGCUACGCUGGGAGUACACCUAAGCGGUCUGGGAGGACAGAAGCUCGAUGGACAGGUCGGGCUGAGGACAGUCUACUUGCGGAGGCUGCAGCACCCUCUUGGCGAUUAGGCGGCGCACGACGACGAUCGCACACAUCAACGGCCUGGCGUGCAGCGACAGCAACUACCGACCCGUCGCUCACACCCCUGAACGAGGUUCAAGUCCCCCUCAUCUCGCGAAAUCUCCGCGCCCAGCUCUUCCCUCCCGCCGGAUCCCCCUUCGCUCCUUCGCCUCCGUCCGCUGACGCUGUCCGGAUCUCUACCGAACACCUGCGGCAACACGAGCUCCUGCCGGACCCUGCCAAAGCACCCGUCAAGAAGCCGCCACCCGCCGUCGAGUUCGACUUGCCUCGACUGCAAGGUCCGACGCUCUCGCAUCACUUUCAUGCCCUCGGCCAGGACAUUGCCGAGCCGUACCUCUCGAUGGCCAAGUCGUUUGCCAAGGCGAAGACGCCGCCGAUGCCAGUUCAGCAGCACUGGACGCGCACGCCCGGCUGGACGGUCUACCACCCCGACGGAUCUUGCGAGAGCAUCGACUACCCGCCCGAGGAGGAACGGACGCUCGUCUUUGACGUCGAGACGAUGCCAUAUGCCGGUGGACAUUUUCCGAUCAUGGCGGUUGCGGUUGGCGAGAAAGGCUGGUACGGCUGGUGCAGCCCGUGGCUCAGCGGCGACGACGACAAGCCGAACCACCUCAUCCCCUUCGGGCCCAAGCGCAAGGACGGCCCGAGCUCCUCACUCACCUCAGACGACUUUGCCUCGCGCUCGCAACUCUUCGAGCGAUCCGACUCGCCUCCCCGCCUCCUCAUCGGCCACAACGUUCUCUUCGACCGCGCCCGUAUCGCGAAUGAGUACGACCUCCGUCGACCUUCGACACGGUACCUCGACACGCUCUCGCUCCACGUCUCCGUCAGCGGUCUGACGAAUCCGCAGCGACCUCUUUGGCUGAAGCAUCGCAAGGAGAAGGCCGAGGCGACGAAGAAGAAGGAGGCCGGCGAGGCUGGGGAGACUGUUAACGAGGACGACGGGUUUGACAUGCAGCCAUUGGACGAGGACGAUGUACUCCGUCGACAGGCGGCAAAGGAUCCGAGCGAGUCCAUCCUCUCGCGCGUCAAGUCGUCGACCAAGCGGAAGAUUCGUUCGGGAGGCGGCUCGGAUAGCGACCCCGACCUCGACUGGCGAGACGUAUCUUCGACAAACUCGCUCGCCGAAGUCGCUCGCCUGCAUUGCGGCAUUGAGGCCGACAAGACCUUGCGCGAAGUCCUCAUCGAUCCCUCGCUCGAGAUCAAGGACGCACGCGACUUUUUCAACGAGCUCAUAGACUACUGCGCCCGCGACGUCGACGUUACCCUACGAGUGUAUCGCGUCCUGCUCCCCAAGUUCCUCGAAUCCUGUCCUCAUCCCGUCACCUUCGCCGGCGUAACGCUCAUGAGCCAGCCUGUCCUCCCUGUCGACGAGAAGUGGCCUGCGUACGUCGAGCGCGCCGAAUCCGAGUAUCAGCGUCGUCUUGAGGGCGUCAACCAGAACCUCAAGGCCAUCGCCGAGGAGACCCGCGCCAAGUUCUACGAGAAGGACGAGUCGGGCAGGUUCGUCUGGGAGAAAGACCCGUGGCUGAGCCAGCUCGACUGGAGCCCGAAGAAGGCGAAGCGACUGCCCAAGGCCGUCCUCGCGCAGGUCAAGGCGGCGCAGCAGGCGGCGGAAGAGGCGGCGCGGUUGGCCGCGGAGGAGGUUGACAAGGAGGCGGAAGCGGAUGUCGAGAAGCAAAUCGACGUUGAAGAAGGCUCGGGCGAGCUACAGCAGCGGCCGGUGUGGGCGGAGGCGCUCGAAGACCUCGACCUUCACUCGAACCUCGUCCCGCUCCUCCUUGAGGUGUCCUGGCGCGGGUAUCCCGUCGUCAGUACGUCGAAAGGAUGGGUCUUUGCCGUACCCGAGGAGGAGUCGUUCGAACCGGCCACAGGCGAAACGCUCGUCGACCUUCCCGAAAUCGAGGCGGGUAGGCUGUCUGGUCUCGGCCCCGUUCGUUUCUUCCGUGUGGCCAGUCCUCGCGGAGCCGCAUCGACGAAGCGCCUAGCAUCGCCUGCAUUCGCCAAAGCCGUCGCCGCAGGGGUUCUCGCCAGUCCUUUCCACCAGUUCGAGGAACUCGUCAGCCUUCGGCCAUACGACUUCGAGACCACCCUGGGCGACAGGGUCCGCGCCAAAGUGCUCAAGCAAGCGGACAAGGCGUUGGCGCUCUUGGAAAACGAGCGCUACUCGAGCCCUUGGUUGCAGCAGCUCGACUGGACCACCGAGGCGAAGCCAGCACGCCGACCAUUGCAGCCAAAGUCGAAGCCUACGGCGACGAAGCGCCAAGACGCUGCCGGUGCUGCCGCUAUCUCGACGAACGUGAGCGCCGACCCGUCAGACCUCAUUUGGCCGCAGUGGUACUGGGACCUCGACUCGCGAACCAAGGGGCUCGACAUUACGAUCGGCAAGCGGGCGACGCCGCUCCUCCUCAGGCUCUGCUGGCUAGGGUACCCGCUGGCAUACUCGAAGAACCACGGCUGGAUGUACCGCGUGCCGGAGAAGGACUACGACAAGCUUCUCGCGGCCAAUGCCCAGCUCAGGCCGAUCAUAUUCGAUGAGCCGGAGGACGCCAGCUUCGCCGAGGACCGCGGCAACUUCUACUUCAAGCUACCGCACCCCGACGGCGAGGAGAAGAACGUCGGCAAUCCCCUCUCCAAGCCCUUCGUCAAGGCAUUCGAGAACGGCAUCCUCACCUCCGAGUACCCCAUCGCCAAGGCCGCGCUCGACCUCAACGCCUCGUGCAGCUACUGGAAGUCGUCUCGCGAACGCAUCACGGGGCAGAUGGUUGUCUGGGACGGCGACGCUCGGCAGGAAGCCCCUUCCCCGCAAGCUAUUGCGGCGGCGGCGGCCAAGGCCGACUCUCAGGGCCUCAUCCUUCCUCAGGUCAUCCCGAUGGGCACCAUCACGCGCCGCGCCGUCGAGCGAACAUGGCUCACCGCUUCGAACGCCAAGAAGAAUCGCGUCGGCUCGGAGCUGAAAUCAAUGAUCCGCGCUCCGCCGGGCUACGCCAUCGUCGGCGCCGACGUCGAUUCGGAGGAGCUGUGGAUCUGCAGCGUCAUGGGCGACGCUCAGUUUGGCAUUCACGGUGCGACCGCAAUCGGCUGGAUGGGCCUCGAGGGUACGAAGUCGGCCGGCACCGACCUUCACUCCAAGACGGCGAGCAUCCUGGGGAUUUCGCGCGACGACGCCAAGGUGUUCAACUACUCGCGAAUCUACGGCGCAGGCGUCGCCCACGCCGUCCAGCUCCUGCUCAAAUCGAAUCCGGCGCUGUCGAAGGAGGAGGCGACCGAUCUUGCCAAGAACCUGUACAAGGCGACCAAGGGCAACACCGACCGCAGUCCUACCUUUGAUCGCAAGUUCUGGCAUGGCGGCACCGAGUCGUUCGUCUUCAACAAGCUCGAAGAGAUUGCCAUGAUGGCGCGACCUCGGACGCCGGCUCUCGGCUGCGGACUCACAGCCGCUCUGACGAAGGAGUAUCUCAAGGCGGACGGGAUGAGCAAGGCGGGCGAAGGUUUCCUACCGUCGCGCGUAAACUGGGUCGUGCAGUCUUCCGGCGUCGACUACCUCCACCUCCUCAUCGUCUCGAUGGAGUACCUCUGCAAGCGCUUCGAAAUCGACGCGCGUUACCUCAUCUCGGUGCACGACGAGGUCCGGUACCUCGUCAAGGAGGACGACAAGUAUCGCGCCGCCCUGGCUAUGCAGGUCGCUAACCUCUGGACGCGCUCACUCUUCGCGUACCGCCUGCAAAUGGGCGACCUCCCCCAGGGCUGCGCCUUCUUCUCCGCCGUCGAUGUCGACUCGUGCUUCCGCAAGGAGGUCUUCAUGACUUGCGAGACGCCUUCGAACCCAGAAGCGAUCCCUCCCGGCGAGUCGCUCGAGAUUGUGGAUACGCUCGAGAAGACUGCCGGCACCCUCUUCGCCGACGGACGGCCAAUGGUCGAAGGCGAAACGACUCUGCCUUCCCUCAAGCUCAAACACGAGCUUCUCCCGGGCGAGGUCAUGGGCGACCAUCACCGCGUCUUGGCGACGGAGUUCCUCGAGGCUCAGGCGACCGCGUCGCAGGCUGUAAUUCGCCGCCUCUUUCAGCAGUACAAGGAGAACGAACGGAGGGCUAGGCUGGGUCUUCCGCAGCAGUCGAGCAAGGCUCCGCAAUCGUCGCGGCGCGCCAUACCAACACCUCGGCACGUCGAAGCGGAGGACGACAGGCCACCGCCCGUGCCCGGCCAACGCUGGGACGCCUUCGACUUUGACGACCCGGAACUCAUGCCGACCAUGUCGCGCUCGUACGGGAGCUCACGUUAG